Molecule: messenger RNA, 2442 nt
Organism: Strongylocentrotus purpuratus (purple sea urchin)
Lineage: Eukaryota; Metazoa; Echinodermata; Echinoidea; Camarodonta; Strongylocentrotidae
Product: NSFL1 cofactor p47-like
Biological process (GO): autophagosome assembly; nuclear membrane reassembly; Golgi organization
Cellular component (GO): cytosol; nucleus
Molecular function (GO): ubiquitin binding
Source: RefSeq, a predicted model, not a curated record
CAUAUUUUACAAUUUCAAAAUCAAAAAAAGGUAAAUGAAUGUAGAAAAAAUAAAAUAAACUAAAAUUAUGUUCGCAAAGUAAUACAUAGAGGGCAGUAGACUACUUUGCCAGAAAGAAAUUAUCAUCAAAAUGGCAGCCACCAGUGCAGAGCUCGAGAAAGAUGGACUCCUCACCCAGUUUAUUGGCGUUACUGGCGAAAGGGAAAGAGCUUCGUUCUUUCUUGAGUCGUCAGGAUGGAAGUUGGAGGUAGCGCUAGAGAGUUUCUAUGAUAACUCAGAUGACAUGGUUACUGAUCCACCAAGCAGAGACCCUCCCUCUGAAAGACAGCCUGAACCCCCUAGGGUUGAACCACCUCCUGCAGCUCAGCCACAGGGAGGAGGCAAAGCUAAAGGAUCAGCCCCAAAAGGAAGAGGAGGAAGCAGCAGUCGUAUAGCCACUCUGGGUGACUAUUCAUCUAAGAAAGCCAAUGAUGACAGUGAUGAAGAAGGACAAGCCUUCUACGCGGGUGGACCAGAGCAUGGCAGCGGUCAGCAGGUGGUCGGUCCCAAGAAGAAGAAGGUGGAAUCGGACAGUCUCGUCAAAGACAUCUUCAAACAGGCUAAAGAGCAUGGUGCAGAGGAGGUAGCCGGUGGCAGCCCUUCAACAUCCCAGCCAAGAAACACCUCAAGAGCCUUCAGGGGUGCCGGCUACAGACUAGGGGAAUCUCCCCAGGAACCUGUGGUACCAGUACCAGGCACCUCUGGUACAAUGCCUGGUCCCAAGCCAAGAGAGAGGCAUGUAGUUCUUAAGAUGUGGAAGACUGGUUUUAGUAUUGAUGAUGGUGAACUCAGAGAUUAUAGGGAACCACAGAAUGAUGCCUUCCUCAAAGCUAUCAUGAAAGGGGAGAUCCCAGAUGAGCUGCUGCAGCUGGGGAAGGGAGGUGAGGUGAGCCUAGAUCUAGAAGAUCAUCGGAGUGAGGAGUUCAGUAGACCCAAGCAGAGCACCAAAGCUUUCACUGGACAUGGUGUUAUGUUGGGCAGUCCCACACCGACCAUGAACCCAGGAGCGCCUAGUGUGCAGUCCCAAGGGACUCCAUCACAACAGUCAUCGGGUGCAACACCAACCUCGGCAGCUUCGAUAGAUGUGGACCCUAACCAACCCACUACAACACUGCAGCUUAGAUUAGCAGAUGGUUCCAGACUUACAGGAAAAUUCAACCACAGUCACACAGUCGGAGAUAUCAGGAAUUUCGUCACUGCAUCAAGACCCCAGUAUAGCGGACAAUCCUUCAACCUCUUGACAACAUUUCCAAAUAAGACUCUCACCGACACCAGCCAGACGAUAGAGGGCGCCAAACUAAUGAAUGCGGUCAUCGUCCAACGGUUGACGUAGCUUUUGGUUUAUUUAUUAUUUGUGCUUUAGUUCACGUUUUUGUCUCUGGAGAGACGAUGUGCAUGUUUUGUUGUAUUAGAAUUUCAAACAUAUAGAUAUGUUAUGGUGUCAUGAAAUGAUAACAAACUUGUUUUCAAAUUCAUUUUUAUACAUAGCCAGCAAGAGGGGUAUUAUCGUGUAGGAUUAACUACAUUUCUUACCCCAAUGCCUACAGGAACAGGGUCGUUUCUGUACUAAGCCUAUAGGAAUGAGACCGGUCAAUAGACAGUGGGUUCAGGCUCGUUCAGAUUUGAUGCAGUUAACCACAUUUUUGUUUUUUCGUAGUUUUUUUAUGAGUCAGCUUGUACUCCCUCACAUCUUAGUAUCUUAUUAAAUUUACACAGAAAAGGAGUAUGUGAAUUAUGUUCCUUUUCACCUGUGCGACCUUUGACCGUUGACCAGUUUACUCAAAAUCUGAUCAGAGCAUCUUCCUAUAUGGUGAUACAUACUAUCACCAAGUUUGAGCCUCGUAUUUGCCUCUGUCAGAUGUGAAAAGUCCUUAAUUAUUCUAAUGCCCACAAUACAUUACACGAUCCUCCUGCCAUCAAAUUUUUGAAGACAUGGCAAUUUUGCUUCAAAGAGAUGUCGUCGGUACUUGAGUGGUUUAAGCUCUUAACUGGAAAUGCAAAGGUUGUGGGUUCGAUCCAUCUUUUGAAAGAGGCCUUUGUGGAAGUUCCUGCCAUAUGCCCCUCUCAUUAUAAAGAACAAUGUCAUAACAAACCCUUAUUGUUUAAGGUAGAUAAGAUGGUAUACUCGUUUUGUAUUCCCCUGGUGUAAUAAGGUUUACAGACAAGAAGUUAAGAAGUCACUUUGAAAACACAGUCAACUCUGCGUAAGUCGACUGUCUACUUAGGGAUAGUCGAGUUCUGUUUUCAGACCACAAAUGCCUUCAAAGUGCCUGGUUAUUGCUCUUAUUCUUAUCUAUGACAUUACUAGUGCCCUUUUAGAACCUAAAAUUGCUAUGAAGGUGAUUUUAGACCCAUAAUGUAUGAAAUUUAGCCAAUUCAAUCAUACCAAUUCAGCUCUACUUU